Messenger RNA from Dipodomys spectabilis (banner-tailed kangaroo rat), 1652 nucleotides. RefSeq names its product potassium voltage-gated channel interacting protein 4 (gene Kcnip4). Gene Ontology annotation, biological process: regulation of potassium ion transmembrane transport. Gene Ontology annotation, cellular component: voltage-gated potassium channel complex. Bases 96 to 797 code for a protein of 233 amino acids. Lineage: Eukaryota; Metazoa; Chordata; Mammalia; Rodentia; Heteromyidae. Gene Ontology annotation, molecular function: calcium ion binding; potassium channel regulator activity. The record is from RefSeq and is a predicted model, not a curated record. The transcript has 8 exons.
CUUGGAAGUCUUUGUUCCAAGCCCUACGUGUGUGGUUGCUCGGAUUCUUUAAUUAACUCCCUCCACUCCUAAGGGGUCCGAGGCUGUGGGAUGCGAUGCUGACUCUUGAGUGGGAAUCGGAAGGACUGCAAACGGUGGGGAUUGUGGUGAUUAUAUGUGCGUCUCUGAAGCUGCUUCACUUGCUGGGACUGAUUGAUUUUUCUGAAGAUAGUGUGGAAGAUGAACUGGAGAUGGCCACAGUCAGGCAUCGGCCUGAGGCCCUGGAGCUGCUGGAAGCCCAGAGCAAAUUCACCAAGAAGGAGCUGCAGAUUCUUUACAGAGGAUUUAAGAACGAGUGUCCCAGUGGUGUUGUUAAUGAAGAAACCUUCAAAGAGAUUUACUCCCAGUUCUUUCCACAGGGAGACUGUACAACAUAUGCACAUUUUCUCUUCAAUGCAUUUGAUACAGACCACAAUGGAGCUGUGAGUUUUGAGGAUUUCAUCAAAGGUCUUUCCAUCUUACUUCGGGGGACAGUACAAGAAAAACUCAACUGGGCAUUUAACUUGUAUGACAUUAAUAAAGAUGGCUACAUCACUAAAGAAGAAAUGCUUGAUAUAAUGAAAGCCAUUUAUGACAUGAUGGGUAAAUGCACAUAUCCUGUCCUCAAAGAAGAUGCUCCCAGACAGCAUGUGGAGACAUUCUUUCAGAAAAUGGACAAAAAUAAAGAUGGGGUUGUUACCAUAGAUGAGUUCAUCGAAAGUUGCCAAAAAGAUGAAAAUAUAAUGCGCUCCAUGCAGCUCUUUGAAAAUGUGAUUUAACUUGUCAAAUAAUUCUCAGACCAAUGUGAACAACUCUACCACAUUUAAAGAUGGAGCUACCACUUUUAGCAUAGAUUGCUCAGCUUUACACUGAGGCAUAUUAUGCAACAAGCUUUGUUUUAAUAUAAAACCAUCCCCCCCACCCCCCAAUUUGUGUUUUCCCAUUAUAAAUCUGCAUCCGUUUCAUAAUGUCACUGAGUUCAUGAGAUGUUCUAACUCAUUUCAUACUCUGUGAAUAUUCAGCAGUAAUAGAAUCCAGCACAGUUUUGAUUCUUUAGCCAAGGGAUUAAUGAGGCUUUCACAUAUCAGUGAUUUUAAAAUAUCAGUGAUUUUGCUACUCAUUUGUAUGCUAUCAGUCCUAGGAUUUUAAAUGGGUUUUCUAAAAUAUUUACAUCGGCUUUUAAUUUCCAAAAACCAAUUUUCAUUUAAUUCCAUUAGCAUAACAUUAACAACAACCACCAAAAUUAUGACAACCAUAGCAACAAACAAAAAGCCCCACACAGCCGCAAUUUCUAUGAAUUCUCCACCUUCUGUUAAGGACAUCAAUUUAUCUGGCUUUUAUUAAAUAACAUUUAACAAGUUAUGUUUGUUAUCAGAUGUCAUUAUAUGUCUAACAAAGCUUAUUUUAUUAAGCAUUUAUUUAUUUUCUAUGAUGCAUACUCUUGCCAAGGCCUCAAAAUACAUAUAAUUUAGGAUUUAUUCCAUUAUACAGGUGGACUGUUUUCUACUUGAUCACUAAGCUCAAGAGGGUGUGAUACAAAGCAAGGAUGUUUACAGAUCGCAAUCUUCAACAGUACUAAAGUCCAAUUCCAUCCCUUUCUCUUAGCAUCCUCAUCCUGGCAUCCUCACAGUAUG